AUGGGCACGGGACAAACCUCAACGGAUAAGUACCGAGUUGGCUCUAAUAAUUACGGCGAACUGCUUCGGCAAUGCCAGAUUGACCAGUGGAGCACUGUAGACAAGUCCGCUUUCGCUACUCUCACCAUUGGGGGUCACGACCUUGGUUUCAGCGAUAUUGUCUGGCACUGCGUUAUCACACCAAAUACUGCGCGAUGGGGCUCGACAAAUCGCGCGAACUGCGAAGAUGCCGAGAGUAAAGCCCGCGGCCUUCUUCAGGGUGAACUUCGCGGCCGACUUACAGAGACUUAUCUUCGGAUCCUCAAAAAAGCAACCAAAGAAGGCUUCAAGCUCUACGUCGCUGGAUACCCGCAGUUCUUCAACGAUCAGACCUCGGACUGCGACAUGAGCUCCUUCCACUACUGGUGGGGAGGGUACAACGCGACCACCGACUGGCCAUCAUAUCGAACUGUCUUCCUGACGACAGACCUCGGCGCCGAACUGAACGCUCUUGUGACUGGGCUCAAUGACGUGAUUCAAGCUGCUAUCGGAGACGCAAAUCAGCAGUAUGAAUCCCACGCUGUCUAUUACGCCAACGUGGACACGGGCCAAGCUUGGUUCUUCCUGAGCGCCUGGCCCGAUCUCGAGUACGGUUCUGCCAGUGAGGAAAAGGCCGAGGUUUCUGCCCUGUUUUCCCAGGGAUCCAUUCAGCUACCCGAUUCCGGGACUUUGCUUCCCUCGAUCCUCAAAGCAGACCCAUAUAUACGAGCCAUGUGUGUGGUUGCGACGACGAUUGAGGAGGAUCCAACCGGCCCUGAAGCUGCCCGUUUUGCCAAAGCAAAUAAUGCUAUUGCGUCUGGGAAUGUGAGUACUCAGGAGGUCUCGCCGUAUGUGCCCACUCAGCAGAUCAAGACGUUCCAUCCGAGGACUCCAGGAAUGGUUGCGUAUCGUGAUGCGGUUUUGGAUGCGAUGGUUGCGGCUGGGCAGGUUUGA
Molecule: messenger RNA, 972 nt
Organism: Penicillium subrubescens
Lineage: Eukaryota; Fungi; Ascomycota; Eurotiomycetes; Eurotiales; Aspergillaceae
Product: glycoside hydrolase family 71 protein
Exons: 3
Coding region: 1-972 (323 amino acids)
Biological process (GO): triglyceride catabolic process
Molecular function (GO): triacylglycerol lipase activity
Source: RefSeq, a predicted model, not a curated record